Corythoichthys intestinalis (scribbled pipefish) is the source of this 5686-nucleotide messenger RNA. RefSeq names its product zinc finger protein 771-like. Lineage: Eukaryota; Metazoa; Chordata; Actinopteri; Syngnathiformes; Syngnathidae. The transcript is spliced from 4 exons. The coding region runs from base 1086 to 2804 and encodes 572 amino acids. The record is from RefSeq and is a predicted model, not a curated record. Gene Ontology annotation, molecular function: DNA-binding transcription factor activity, RNA polymerase II-specific; RNA polymerase II cis-regulatory region sequence-specific DNA binding. Gene Ontology annotation, biological process: regulation of transcription by RNA polymerase II.
GAAGUUAAGGAAGAACUUCUAUUUUUUAAGUUUGUAAACAAGUAUCAAAACUCACAAAAGUCAAGUAAAGCAAACUGCAGUAAACAAAAUAGAAUAUAAAUUAAACAAUUGCUCGCUUGGGGGCCCCCUAGUGGUCAGUGGCCCUAAGCAGCUGCAUAGUCUGCGUAUAGGCUGGGCCGGCCCUGGUUGACAUGCUUAUUCACAGCCAUAAAAGCUUCAGCAGAAAAAUCUGAUCAGGGAGAAAAAUCUGACGGACUCUAUGUACCUUAGUAUUUUUUUUUUUCUUUCUUUUUUUCUUUCAGGGAGUUGGUAACUCUAAGUGUGGCGGAAGCAGUACACUAGUCGUGCAGUGCAAUGGACUGAACUUACAACGUAUAGAUUUACGGAAAAAGUUAUCAGCCUUCAAAAUUGAGUUUUUGAGUUAUGACUCAGAUUCGGAUAUGUCUAUCAUAUUUAUUGAAUACUUAUGGAAUCCAGUGAUGUGAAGUGAUGGUUCCAAACGCUUCAACAUAUUACACUGACGUUUCAGCGACUGAACGUUUCAACACUUCGGGGAUCAUGAAGCAGUAGAACACGUGUUAAUGGUGUGUGUGAAAUAUGGAGGACAGUGGUAUCAGUUGAAAACAGUGUUGGAACAGACAAAAAAGGCAUUUAGGAUGAAAAGUGUUCUCAGGGUAAAGACGGACAAAAUUCAAAAACAACUAAUGGAAUUUCUCAAGGACACAGGGCUGUUGAAAAUGAUAUAGAAAGAGGGAAUUUUAUUUUUAUUUAUUUAUUAUGUUUUUAUUUUUUUUCUUUUGUUUUAAGUUUUAUCUUCACUCUGGGUGUGUUUCACUGUUAGUCAAACUAGCACAAUUUUAGUCUUUACCUGCCUGAUCUCGUACCAAACCGUCAAACCGAUAGGUGGCAGUAAUGCCCCAAGACACGAGGGGUAAACUGCCAAAAAACAAGAAGAAGAUCGAACGUUUCUACUUCCGGUUCACAUGACGCCACUUAUGUAGACCCAUCUCGGACAUUAGUGACUUCCUUCGUCUACUAUUCUCCCAGCCAAACGAGCUCCUUCAAAGCAUUCUCAUUGGUACACCAUGGGGAAAAAGUGUUGGGUUGUGGGCUGCAAGACGGGCUACCUGAGCAACAAGGCAUUCCAGCUGGAGCAGGCAGCCAAUGGGACCCCAAUCACCCUCCACCAGUUCCCCAGGGACGACGAGCUGAGGGCGAGGUGGCUCAAGAACAUCAACAGGGAUGAGAAGGACGACCCGAGUGCCAAAAGGUACUGCUGCUCCUUGCACUUCAAAGACAGUGACUUCAAAGUGACGUUCAUAGAGCAAAAUGGGACGGAGAGGAAGAGAAAGAGGAAGCGGCUUUUCGAGGACGCCGUGCCGACCAACUUUAGCCACAGCGUGACCUACCUGCUGAUGGCGGGGGCGGCGAGGGUGGAGCAUGAGUUCGUGGACAGUGACAAUUUCACUUCCCUCGAGGACCUCAAGGAGAAGAUCAAGAGAGAGAUACCUAGAAACUACAGAAUCUCCCUGGACAAGGACGCCAGCGAGCAGAACAGGCAGUUCCUCACCUUGUUCACGUGCGAGCCGGUGCUUGGAACGCUGCCCGCCAUGACCAACAUGCUGAGGAUUGGAGAGUUCGGGAGCUUCCUCAUGACCAAAGGCGGUGUCAGGAUCGCCAACAGCAAGCUACGCCACAUCUUGCACAGCCACAGGGACGUCUUCACAAGGGUCAGCCAGGUUACAGACGCCCUGGCCUUCCUCAACAACUACAGUGUCGAGGAAACAGACAAGUGUCCCGCAGAUGUACCUGUUGAAGAUCUUUACCCUGAGAAGCCCGAUCCUCUCCACGCUAAACAGGAUGAGGAGUCGGAGAUGCUGUACAUCAAACAGGAGGGGGAGCCAGAGACCCGCGACAUUAAAGAAGAACAAAUGGAAGAUGAAAUCACCAACUUUCCAGUAAUUGUCAAUAUGAAGAUUGAAGAAUAUGCUGAGACCUCCAGCAUUAAAGAAGAAGACCAGGAAGAUGAAGGCACCAAAUUUUCAAUGAGUGUCGGUGUUAAAAGUGAAGAAGGUGACGGUCCCAGCGAAGAGAGCGGAGCAGCGAAACCUUGGAGCGACAGCUCAUUUCAGCACCUGACAACAGCUGGAGAGAGACUAUCGCAACCGGAUGGCCCAUUAGCUGCGCUCUCGGACAAUGACGACAUAACGUCACACUCUUCUGACUUCAACACUGAUGACGAGGAUGUUGAUGUUGACCAUAAUGCUUCAAAAUCCUUAAACAAGUCAUCGUUGAAUAGAGAGUCAAAAGAAUGCGUGGGUCGGAAACCGUUUGCCUGCUCACGUUGCGAUAAAACAUUUUCUUGGAAACAAAGCUUUACUAAACACAUGCGUACACACACUGAAGGGAAGAAGUCUUUUGCCUGCUCCUUUUGUUUGAAAAUAUUUACUCAGAGGCUUCAGUUGACAAUACACACACGGACACACACUGAAAAAGAAAAGCCUUUUCACUGCUCAAUUUGUGGUAGUGGAUUCUCUCAGAAAGGCAAUUUAAAAGCACACGCGAGGUUGCACACUGGGGAGAAACCUUUCGCUUGCUCUUUUUGUAAUAAAAGAUUUUACUUCAAGAAUAGGUUGACAAGACACGUUCGUGCACACACUGGAGAGAAGCCUUAUGUCUGCACAUGUUGUGGUAAAGGAUUCACACGGAAGGCAAAUUUAAACAGACACACAGAAAGCCACACUGGAGAGAAGCCUUUUGCCGCUCGUGCUGUGGUCAAAGAAUCAUUCGGAAGAGACAUUUAGUAUCACACACAAAAAUUCACAUUGUGAGAAAACCUUUGAAUUCUGUGACAAAAUAUUCUGAUUUCUGACACGCAUUUACAGGAGAAGAAGCCUUUCACUUACUCAGUUUCACUUUAGAUUCUUUUGAAAGUUCUCGGAAUGAUUUUGCAGGUCACGUUCUUCUUCACAACUAUACAAUAUAUUUGAUAAGCCUGGGCGAUAUGACAUAAAUUGUUAUCACGGUACAAGGUUUCUUAACAGUUGAAAUUGAUAAUUAUCGCGAUCAUUUUAUCUUAAAAUUUGAAGUCUGAUUUUUGCCACUGAGUGAAAGUUUACAAAACCAGAUGCCGCUUGAACCAAUCUUUAGUUCCAGAACUAAUAUAAGGAACAUUGCGCAAAAUGAAGUUAUCAAAAUGCAGAACAUUGCACAAAAUCUGAGGUAGACCUGCCAUCUCAAAAAAUAAAAUAACCAUCGAUAGACAAACUAAUUGUAAUAUACACUCGGCACCGUGUUCAAGUCUUAAGGUGUUGGACAAUGUCAACCAAACAGACAAAAGAAAAUGUUCAGUUUCAAAAAUUUGACAAAUAAACAAGACUGCCAUUGCGUUAAAGUAGGACUGUCAAAAUUAUCGCGUUAACGAGCGGUAAUUAAUUUUUUAAAUUAAUCCCGUUAAAAUAUUUGACACAAUUAACGCACAAAUGCCCCGCUCAAACAGAUUAAAAUGAGAGCACAGUGGAAGGUGUACUUGUUGUGUUUUUCGGAGUUUUGCUGCCCUCUGCUGGCGCUUGGGUGCGACUGAUUUUAUAGGUUUCAGCACCCAUGAGCAUUGUGUAAGUAAUUAUUGACAUCAACAAUGGCGGGCUACUAGUUUAUUUUUUGAUUGAAAAUUUUACAAAUUUUAUUAAAACGAAAACAUGAAGAGGGGUUUUGGUAUAAAAUUUCUAUAACUUGUCUUUUAAGAACUACAAGUCUUUCUAUCCAUGGAUCGGUUUAACAGAAUGUUAAUAAUGGUAGUGCCAUCUUGUUGAUUUAUUGUUAUAACAAAGAAAUACAGUACCGUAUGUUGAAUGUAUAUAUCCAUCUUGUGUCUUAUCUUUCCAUUCCAACAAUAAUUUACAGAAAAAUAUGGCAUAUUUUAUAGAUGGUUUGAAUUGCGAUUAAUUGCGAUUAAUUACGAUUAAUUAAUUUUUAAGCUGUAAUGAACUCGAUUAAAAUUUUUAAUCGUUUGACACCCCUACUUUAAAGGUUACGGGCCAGAAAUAUAGGUGUCCAUAGUAUCAGGCUUUAAUGCUACUCUGUGUCAGGUACCAAUAAUGUUCCCUCCUGUACUGAAUGCACUCAGAACUAGUGUUCAUGUUGCAUCAGCGCCCUGUAGUGUAACUACAGUUUAUCCACUUCUUUUGAACAUUGUUAUUUCUGUUGACAGAAAUUAUAUGACAUGACAAUAAUUAUUGUUAUCGUUUUAUUGACCAGGGUCAAGUCUAGAUUUUUUCUUUAAUUAAACGAGUUGAGUUGAAUGUGUUUCGGUUGAGAUUGUUCCGUAACUUUUCGCUAUUUUAAUUUUGAAUGUAGGCAUUGAGGCCAGGCUUCCCUUCCACCUUGGUCUCUAACCCUCUGUUUACAAGACAUCAAUUCAUAGCUCGCGUCAAACCUCCUCAAUUGCUCAAAAUCCUCCAAAAAGGCCUUUUAGUUUCACUAACAAUGUAUGGUACCACCAGAUCUUUGCAAUAUAACGUGUUUCCCACUUUUCAAAUCCAGGCUCAAAACAUAUCUGAUCAUAUUCAGCUUGAUCCUCUGUUCGAUUUGUUACAACUUUUUUCCGUUACAUUGAUAUACUCUGCUUUUGUCUUGUCUUGAAAGGCGCUUUGACAUAAAUGGUAUUAUUUGAAAUACUUAGAUUCCCUUUGUUGUUUGUUCAAAUUUCCAUUAUAGAAUUACUCUACCUUUUUAUUAUUCCUAUGAAAUAGUUUUGUUCAUUACUGAUUUUUUUUUUUUUUUUUUAACCUCUAUUGUGAUCAAUUUUUGGAGCUCUCUCUUUUUUGGGGGGAACUUUUUAUUCAACUUUUUAUUUUAUUCGGGACAAACAAAUACAGCAUAUUAUGGGUUUCUUUUCAACAAGAUAAGUACUCUUCAAUCGGCCUUCAUCUUUUCUGGAAACUCAUAUACCUCAUUUGCACUUCUAGCUUCCAUUUCAUACACCUCACUCAGUUUAUGUUUCCACUGCAUCACUGUGGGAGGCCUUGGAUUCUUCCAUUUAAUAAUCACCAUUUUCCUGGACACCAUUAAUAGUAUGUGUAGGAGACAUUUUUGUUCCCUAGUGUAGACGACCUCAGGGGUUAGAUCCAGGAUCAUUUGUUUUGGGGUAAGCUUCAAGACCACUGUCAAUUACAACCUUUACACCCCUCCAAAAACAAUGCAACUUUGGGCAGUCCCAAAAUAUAUGAGUGUGGUCACCAAUCAACCCACAGUCACUCCAGCACUUCAUUACAUUCGAGUCUUUUACAAAUUUAGAAGCAGCCAGGGGAGACCUUUUUCUUGAUGGGCAAUUUGUUUUUGAUUAUAUCGAUGAAAUAAGUUUCCAAAUUCGAUGGCACAUUCUUGAUAACUUCCCAGUCGUUAUGAGUUGUAAUAUAAUGUCGAAUUUGAAGAUAUCUAAGCAUAUUACUUUGUGGUACAGAGAAUUUUUGUCGGAGAUACGCGAACGACUGCAAAACAUUGUCAUGGAAUAACUGAUCAAUAAUUUUCAGAUUAUUGUUCGCCCAUCUCCUAAAAAGAAAUAACAGAUACUUAGGGGGGAAGGCCACAUUCCCAUCAAUCUGUACUAAACGUGAAAGGGUAGCAACCCCUUUAACUCUCUUGGACUGUUGACCAAAUUUCUAAGGUGUGUUUUACCCACACAUUU